Bombus huntii is the source of this 2054-nucleotide messenger RNA. RefSeq lists its product as uncharacterized. Bases 1005 to 1859 code for a protein of 284 amino acids. NCBI's taxonomy places the organism in Eukaryota, Metazoa, Arthropoda, Insecta, Hymenoptera, Apidae. The record is from RefSeq and is a predicted model, not a curated record. The transcript has 5 exons.
UUUCUAUAUUAAUAUGACAUUAAAUGCAUUAUUGUACAUGAUAUAUGGCCUAUAUUUCUGAAAAUUUAUUUAAAAAUCACUUUAAUUACAUAAUGAGUGGAAUACGUUUAUUGCUAUGUCCAUCUUUUUAUUAUAAAACAUUUAUUAUAAUUUUAAUAAAAUUCUACAUUAAAUUAAUCAAUAUUGAAAUAAUGAGUCUAAAUCUAGAUAUAAACACAGCAGUUAUUAUAAUCUUAAUUACAUACAAAGAUUUGUGCAAUAUCAAUAGAUGUUGCUAUACCUAAAACAAUCUGUAUAUGAUUUGUUAGAUUGGUAAUUGUUUCAUAUAUAAUAUCAUGUAUUUAUAAUACGUUUCUAAAUUAAUUGUUUGUACAUAUUAAAUCUAUUUGAAUUUUUUUAUUACUUAAAGUUUUAUAAAAACAUUAAAUUUUAUAAUAACUAACAACUUGUAUUUUGUUCAAGCUAUGUUUAUAAUAUUAUUUACAAUUACAUAAUUAACAAACAAAAGUACUUAAAAGACAGCAACAUUAUAAUAAAUAGAUUUUAAGAAAAAUUAACAAAUUUUCAUAAAAAAGUAUAAAAUGUUGUCAUUAUUGUACUUACCAUGAUAAUGAGAAUAAAUAAAUUAUUAAUGGUAACAGAUUUUUAAUGUUUUGUAUAUAUUUUCAUUAAACAAUUUUUUCAGACAAAAACUUUAUAUAUGAGAAUUUGUAAGAAUACUUUAAAUAACUGAUGUCAUUACGUCGUAAAUCUAAUCUUUGUCCUCGUUAAAUCUAACAGAACUCCUAGCUGAAAUAAUAACAUCCUGAUUCCUAUCACACCAUGUAUGCAAGUAUAUCUUCAGUUAGUUCUUGUAUCACUUGAAGAAACAACAUAAUAUCUGUUUAUUCAUUUUAUUUAGUGAAUAUGAAUAUGUGCGAUAAAUUAAUUAUUAUUGUGUGAUAUUGUUAAACAUAUAUAUGUAUAAAUAUUAUUGUAAAAGUUGCAUACUUUAAUCAAUUACAAUGUUCGUAACUAGUAUAUUAAUAUUGAAAAUAUUAUUAUUGAACAGUAGUUUGGCAGAAUGGAUAGAUAUGCCUCAAUUUUCUAGUGAAAAAAAGAUAUAUAGAACACCUACAAUAAAACAAGAUCAUUUUUAUAAAUUUGCUCAAAAAAAUGUGGAAAAUCAGUUCCAUUAUACAUAUGAAGAUAUUACUUAUAAGGAUGCAAAAACAAAACAAACAGCAGUUAAUGAAAGUGGAAAAUACAAUUUCCAUAAUAUGGAAAAUAAUAUCAAAAAAGAAUCAACUGUUUUUGAUCAAGAAAAUGUGUUUGUAUCUAAUCCAAAAAAAUACAAUGAUACAGCAGUUCCUUCAAUGACCAAGAAACGGGAAAGAAAUAAGCAGUACCUAAAUGAAUCUUUUACUUUUAAUGAUGCAGGACUAUUGAACUACCUUCCAGUAGAUAUACUUAGAAGUGUUCAUUAUACUUUAAAAUCUCAACCAACAUCAAUUGAUGGAAAAAUUCAAUUUUUAAGAACAUUCGAAAAUACAUUAAUGGUUGAAAUAGAAUCCCAACUUGCAGGAAGUAUAACGGUUGCUCGCAAAAGAAGGGGUACUGAACAUUAUGAUCACAGUUAUGAUCAUGAGCAUGCAGCUGGAUUUCCCUCCAUAGAAGGUGCACUUAUGGCUAUUUCAUUUCUCACGUUUGCUGUGUAUCUGGUUAGAUUAGUCAUGCUUUUAUUCAGAAAUAUGAAUAAUUCUGCAUCAACUACUACAGCUACCUUACUUCUUGGCAGAAGAAAAAAAUCGAUAGACAAAUUUGACGAUGAUGCGACAAUUAUUCUUAAAAAUUUAUAUAACUUUUCUUCUAAAUUUUAAUAUAAAAAGAAAGUUACAUACUAAUUAAACAAAUAUCUUUAGCAUUAACUAUAUUAAAAUCUUCAUAAUCAAAUCUCUAUGUAACGUAAGCUGCUUUAAUACUCAACUUUGUUCUGUAUACUCUGUUUUACAAUUUAGCAGAAACAGGUGGUGGUAAUAUAGGCAGUAAUACUGCAUUAAGAUAUGAACCUAAUG